CACUAAAAUACGCCCCACCUCUUCCGCUCUACCCUGAUCCUUGAAUAUUUGAGUUCCGCUUUCUGUUGUGGAGAGAGCUACUAGUGCUGAUCAGCAUAAUAAUAUCGCAUCAACAAUAACCACAAGGGAUCCAUCCUUCUUAACUGAACGUUUCGUGUAUAGUGAAGCCGGUAUUGGUCGUGAUCGUAAGUCGUGUAUUCUGGGAGAUUUCUGAAAGAUAUUUAACCUCUGUUGGUGCUGCACUGUGUUUGUGGUGGGACUGACAAGCUGUGCGGACACUGUUUACUGAAGACUCGGGCUGGGAUUGUGAAAGAGAGAUUUUGCAACAUUUUGCAACAGCUCAAUCUCUUUAUUAAAAAUUAAAUGCCAGUUAAUACUGCAGACAAUGCACACGCCAAGCACCCGUUUUUAAAGGCCGUUCUGUGAACCACACCCAGCCUCCACCUGUGCUGCUAUGCCUCUGGUUCACGAACGAGCUCUGGAUUGAGAAGGACCCCCUGCCUUAAGGAAGUCACCCCAAGCCCCCUCCUCCCCUCCCGGACCCCAGAAUGAGUGGCCAGCGCGUGGAUGCCAAGGUGGUGAUGCUGGGGAAAGAGUACGUGGGCAAGACCAGCCUGGUGGAGAGAUACGUCCACAAACGCUUCCUCGUGGGGCCCUACCAGAACACUAUCGGAGCAGCAUUCGUUGCCAAACCAAUCCAAGUAGGAGAGAGAGUGGUGACCCUGGGGAUCUGGGACACGGCCGGAUCAGAGCGCUAUGAGGCCAUGAGCCGGAUCUACUACCGAGGAGCCAAAGCAGCCAUCGUGUGCUACGAUCUGACGGACAGUAGCAGUUUUCAGAGGGUCCAGUUCUGGGUGAAGGAAUUGCAGAGCUGUGAAGAACUGUGCAGAAUCUACUUGUGCGGCACCAAGAGUGACCUCGUUGGGAAUGACCGCAGCACGAGGAAGGUGGAUUACCACGAUGUCCAGGACUACGCUGACGAGAUUAAAGCUCAGCUGUUUGAAACGUCGAGUAAAGAGGGUCGGAAUAUAGAUGAGCUGUUCCAGAAAGUAGCCGAGGAUUAUCACAACAGCACCUCCUUCCAACUGAUGACAGAGGAGAAGGGGGUCGACCUGGGACAGAAGAGGGACUCCUAUUUCUAUUCCUGCUGCCACUGAUCCGGGACCGAGGCAUGCUGGGGGAGGGGGAGGGGUCCGUGUCCCAUCCCAAAACAUUUGUUGCUUUUAAAUAAAAAAAAAAAAAAAAAAACAUCAAUUAAGCCAAUAAGAAGCGGGAUUCGGUUUGGAACCAGCGAAGGACUGAUGCUGACCCGUGAUUGGCUUAAUAAUCCCCUCUUUGUAAAUAUUAUGAGCUAGCCUAGUUAUUUAAAUGCAUUGUGACCAUUCUGUUCAAUGUUUUUUUUGUUAAUUAUUUUUUUAUUGCAGUGCUUGCUCACCCUGGCUGCACCCCUAACUGGACUGCUGCAGACAGGUCUUGCACUUCCACACUCGAAUCUUGCCUUGCAAUAGGUUUAUUUUUCUCAUUGAAACUUUUAGCCUAAAAAGUAGGAAUUUAAGAUACAUGCUUACUGCGUUUUGACAGCGUUGACAAAGCAAGUCCUGGGGUUACAGCAUGCAACUUAUUAUUUUUUUUUUUUUUAAAGCAACAUUUCUGUCUAGGUUUCUGAAUUCUAGUUUAUCAACCUACUGUACAAUUAAAAACACACACAUCACUACAUAUUGCAGCAUGAUGUGGCGAGAUGGGAGUUCUGUAACAACACAGUGAACAAAAAUAAGCUAUGCUGUGAGGGAUGUUGUGUUUGCAGUUUUAUAAACAAAUCUGCCGAUUUUAGAGCGUGCCUAAAUCCAGCAUGCAAAGCAUGUACGUUAUAUUUUAUCUGUUUAUUUAUUGAGGCAGCUCGUUCAAACAAAAGCACCGUGCAGCUGAGAAAUGUAAAGCUGACAAAAGCUACUCCUGCAGCACAAAGCUGGAGGCGUCCGCACUGCAGCGAUUCACUAAAAAAACGUGGCUGUAUCGAUCUAGUGCUAAAUAUCAAAGCUCUCGGGCAGCCUGAAGCAGCGACUCCUCUCUCUGCGAGUGGCAGUGUUCCUGAGGGCAUCCCCGGCGAUGGUCUGAAACCGGAGUGCUUUCUCUGUAGCUGCUUCCAGGCUUGGUUCCUGGAACAGUAACAACCAGCACGUUUCCAGCGGUGGCUAGCGAGUCGUUUGGUUCGUUCCAUUGCUGCUGAUGUGGAAGCUAAGAAAUGAAACCCUGUUGGUGAAGGAGUCUCCACACUCGCGAUCAGGACAAGAAGCUUUCGUUGUGAUGGAUGGGGACCACACUGACUGGACAGACACUGGCUAGAGAGAGCGCCUGUGAUCCAUGCUCAUACUCUGCUGAGUGUUUUUUUUUUUUUUUUUGGUCUGCACUUUACUAGUGUUUUCACGGCAGCAUUGUUGGGCCUGUACUGUUUCACCCUGAACACAUCUGUCUCUCUGUGCUUUGACAGUGGCACUGAUUGUUCCGUUUUAAAUCACACUACAAAUAAAACCAUUAAAUAUGGUAUUUUUAAGACAUGGUUAAAAACUGAAAUCAAUAAGAUACUUUGGUUUCAACUGUAGCUGGAUAUAGAUACCUUAAUGUUUUUUUUUUUUUAUUUUAAAUGAGUUUAAUUUCAUGUCUUAUUAAAUGGCUGUGGAUUCAAGCAUCUGA
This is a messenger RNA of Acipenser ruthenus (sterlet), 2691 nucleotides long. Its product is annotated as ras-related protein Rab-24-like. The record is from RefSeq and is a predicted model, not a curated record. Gene Ontology annotation, molecular function: GTP binding; GTPase activity. The transcript is spliced from 10 exons. Bases 549 to 1157 code for a protein of 202 amino acids. NCBI's taxonomy places the organism in Eukaryota, Metazoa, Chordata, Actinopteri, Acipenseriformes, Acipenseridae.